Messenger RNA from Saimiri boliviensis boliviensis (Bolivian squirrel monkey), 729 nucleotides. The record is from RefSeq and is a predicted model, not a curated record. Lineage: Eukaryota; Metazoa; Chordata; Mammalia; Primates; Cebidae.
CCGCUCCGGCUCCGCCUCCGCCCCGGAACGCGGCGCGCCCCGCCGAGGCGUCCCGGAGGCCCACACCGGAAUCGCGGAGCUCAGCUGCUGCGAACUCGCGACAGGUCCAGGCGGCCCGCGGGAUCCCCUGCUGACGCCCCCGAUCCGGGGUCCACAUGGACGCGCGGGGCCCCGAAGCUCCUGCCGGGCGCGCGCUGCGGGACGCGGCAGAAAAUCUAUUUCAAGAACUUCAGGAACAUUUUCAAGCUCUGACUGCAACAUUAAACCUCAGAAUGGAAGAAAUGGGAAAUCGCAUUGAGGACUUACAGAAGAAUGUCAAUGACUUAAUGGUGCAAGCCGGCAUUGAAAAUUCUAUGAAAGAACAAAUGCUGAAGACCUAACUAAGUGCAGCAUGUCUGUAUUUGGAGAUGGAGCGUCUACAGAAGUAAUUAAGGUUACAUGGGUCCUGAGGGGGGCCCUCAUCCAACAGGAUUUGUCUUUCUGAGAAGAGACGCCAGGGGCUUGCCUGCCACCCACUGCCUGCACCAGAGAAGGUGGCCAUCACAAGCCAAGGAAAGCCCUCUCCAGAAAUCACACAGACUGGCACCUUGAUCUGGGAUUUCCAGACAAGGUAACUGAAAAGACAAGUUCCUGUUGUUUAAACCACCCAACCCGAAGUAUUUUGUGAUGGCAGUCCCAGGCAGAAUAUUACAAUAUGCAACACAUUUACAAUAAAUCAUGAUAAACUUA